Molecule: messenger RNA, 4178 nt
Organism: Ostrinia nubilalis (European corn borer)
Lineage: Eukaryota; Metazoa; Arthropoda; Insecta; Lepidoptera; Crambidae
Gene: Not11
Product: CCR4-NOT transcription complex subunit 11
Exons: 10
Coding region: 102-1970 (622 amino acids)
Cellular component (GO): CCR4-NOT complex
Source: RefSeq, a predicted model, not a curated record
UGUGACAGCUGUGUGUUGUUGAUUGUUGUGUAUUUUGUUGUCCUCUGAAUUAUUUAUGUCGUCUUUUUAAUUUUAAUUUAGGAUUAAUUUUAAAUCUGAAAAUGUCGCAACAACUAAUUAAUGAAAAUAGCAAAUAUAUAUUGGAUUUAUUUUCAGAACAGACUGUUGAUUCGCAGAGCUUGGAUUCAAUAUGUGUUCAAGUACAGAAGAGGUUUCCUAAAACUGAGCAUUUCAACUUAUGCCUCCUCCUAUCGUCCCUUAUCACCGGAGGCGACCUGUCCCUGCCCGGGCAGCGGGUGGUGGCGCUGGCGCUCCUCUACGACGUGUACAAGCAAGAGAACCCCUUCAGCGCGUUGUUCCUGCACCUUCUAGAAGGGAAACCUGGGCUGCUGCCGCUGGCGCCUCAGGAGAGGCUGUUCAUUGGACAGCUGCAUGGGUUCAUUUCUAUUAAUAUUAAGGAUGUAAUGAAGAAGUCAGCCAAGCAAGUGAUGCUCUGUGAAGUGGCAACCAAAGACUUGGACUUUGAUUACUCGCCGCUUCAGGCCAUAGUGGCUGACCGCGUGGCCGAGAUGAGUUCUAUGGCGCGAGCCACCGCGCCCGCGCUCAUCCCGCUCAGUGACGGCCCGCCCAACCGCAUCGCGCUGAAGGAGCUGCUCGAAGCACUAAUGGCGCAAGAGUACGCGCCGCUGCACCGCACGCUGCAGGCCGCCGGGCCCGUGCCGCCGCCCGCCUUCCUGCUCGACCCCAAGGACAUCCCCUUCGCGGACGAGGUGCGUUACAUACGGGGCACUCGCGGACGAGGCGCGUUACAUACGGGGCACUCGCGGGCGAGGCGCGUUACAUCACAACCGCCUCGCCUGAAGGAGCUGCUCGAAGCACUAAUGGCGCAAGAGUACGCGCCGCUGCACCGCACGCUGCAGGCCGCCGGGCCCGUGCCGCCGCCCGCCUUCCUGCUCGACCCCAAGGACAUCCCCUUCGCGGACGAGGUGCGUUACAUACGGGGCACUCGCGGGCGAGGCGCGUUACAUACGGGGCACUCGCGGGCGAGGCGCGUUACAUCACAACCGCCUCGCCUGAAGGAGCUGCUCGAAGCACUAAUGGCGCAAGAGUACGCGCCGCUGCACCGCACGCUGCAGGCCGCCGGGCCCGUGCCGCCGCCCGCCUUCCUGCUCGACCCCAAGGACAUCCCCUUCGCGGACGAGGGCGUAUGGAAGAACUUAGUGAACCGGGGUGCAUACGUGCCCCUUUACGACCCGGAAUACGAAGGACUCACAGGCCUCAAGCCAGAGAAACUGGACAGAAGAACACAUACACAGCCACAGCACAAACCUAAGGAAGAAAAGAAAGAAAAACAACCAGAACCUGAGAAAAAGAGCGAAGAGAAGGAACCAGUUAACAGCACACAAGAGGCUAAGGAAUUCACUCAGUUGGCGUUGAAGGGAGCUCUCAGCGUUCAACACCAACAAAGGCUACUGGCGUUGCUAGAUCAUGAGCCUAAUCUAGUCUAUGAUAUAGGAAUCACACCACCACAGCUGCCAGACCUAGUGGAGAACAACCCGAUGGUGGCGAUCUCAGUGCUGCUGAAGCUUAUCAACUCGGCACAUAUCACCGAGUACUUUACUGUGCUAGUCAACAUGGAGAUGUCGCUGCACUCCAUGGAGGUCGUCAACAGGUUGACGACGUCAGUGGACUUACCAGUGGACUUCGUGUACCUAUAUAUCAGCAACUGCAUCUCGACGUGCGAGACCAUCCGCGACCGCUACAUGCAGAACCGCCUUGUGCGCCUCGUCUGCGUGUUCCUGCAGUCGCUCAUCCGGAACAAGAUCAUCAACGUGAAGGAAAUAUUCAUCGAAGUGGAAGCGUUCUGCAUAGAGUUCAGCAGGAUCCGGGAAGCGGCCGCUCUCUUCCGACUGCUGAAGCAGCUGGACUCUGGAGACGCUCUCACGCACAAAGAGCCCAAGGAAAACUAGCGACAUCGCACCAAGAUCUUCUAUCGGACGCGGUAGUGGCAUACCCUAGUAGGAGCCGAAAAUACUCACCCAUAGUCCAGAAUAGUGGAAAGUCGGCAGUAUUAACAGAACAAUCAAUAGCAAUAUUUUUGUACCAUAGUCAAAUACCCAAUGCAGUCUAGGCUGGUACCUAGUAAGUGCCUUCACUCUUGCCUUGACAAAACCAUGGUGAGCGGAAGAUUUUAUCAAUAAGCGAGUUUCAGUCCCUAUCCGUUUGCAUCCAAAAUAGGAUAGUGAUAUGCUGGAGUAUCGCGUUUUUAAAUAUCUUCAAAGAAAAAGCCGUCCUCCUUGAUGGAGAGAAGGUGCAAUUCAGCUAAUCACGCAUAAUGGUUACACUCAAUCUCAACUUUCAUAAUACAGGAGAAUUAAUUGUAUCGAAAUCUAUGUAGAUUAAUUUUAUACAAAUCGGCUCGUGUGCUCGUGUGAACGUUGGCGUAACUAUGUAUUUAUUUUAUUAGAAACAUAAAUUCUUGAUUUUUGUACAUAAUAAAGAUGGUCUUGCAAUGAUUGUACUACAAACAAGAUGAUGACACAAAUGUGAUUUUUUGUAUCCUAAAAUUGUUUAAAUAUCAAUCAACAAUUUAUGUAUUUUGAUUGAUAUUCCAAAGUACCUAAUAUCUGCCUUAGUAAGUAAAGAUUUGUCAGAAAGUAAACUAUUCUUUAUUGAUAAUGAAUUUAAGGCACUACUUAAUUGACUUGUGCUGAGAAUAUUUCCUUGAUAAAUCUUUACAGAAAAUUAUUCUUAUAAGACCGUGAAGGUCGAUUAAGAAUUUGCGGGUAGUCUUUUAAAACGAAUGCAAUCUUCCCAUGCUAAGCAAAAGAAAAGAUUAGAACUAAAAUAUUCUUCCAGAGUAGGGCUAUGUUUUCUUCUUCUGAUAAAAUAGUCUAAUGUUAUAUAAAAAAUAUCUAAUAGAUUGUAUUGAUAAACUACUUGUCCAAUUGUAAUAUUUAAUAACAAAUGUAGUCAAUAUUGUUGAAACUUGGAAUUUUAAUUCGAGUAAUUUUGCUGAAGUUAUAAUUUACUUAAUCGAAAUUGUUCACUAUAAAUCAAUUAAUUUUAGAAAAUAGUGACGUUCAGAUUCAGAUUGAUAUUUUAUUUAUGAGGAAUCGCGUUUUAUUUGUUGCUUUUAAAUGUGUUUCAAACUACCCUCAAGCCCUCAUGUAUACCACCUACUUACUCGACUUAGAAAUUUAAUUACCUAUUAAAGUUUAUUCAAAACUAUACUUUUGGUGUGUGGCUAAAACAAUGAUUCGUACGAGUCAAAACCUUUAGAAUAUAAUGUGGUAUGUAUGAUUUGUCUCCCUUACUCAUGACAGCAUCAGUUUAUGAGAGAGUGAGACAGAUAGAGAGGAUAACCAUGUCCACAUCAUGGCUUUUAUUUCCACUUGCAAGGGGUAAUUUUUCAAUUUCUACAUAUUUUGUAUCUAAAGAUUAACUUUGACGAUUUUAUGUAGACAAGCAUUUUCAAUAAUAUGAAGUUUAUUUUGCAGCUAAAAGUUAUUGAAAAUUUUAAAUCUACCCCAUAAUAGUCUAAGACUUAGAAAAGUAUUUUUCUGCAUGUAACAUAACGUUAGAAACUAGUUUUUUUUUCCUUGUUUUUUGGCAUUUGCGGACAGGUGCCUCAGACUAUACAUUUUUAUUGCAAAAUGGCAUCUAUUACAGCUACAACCCAGUCAAGUUAACUGCGCACAGCUCACCUCCCCCCAUUUGUUCGUCUAGUAGACUCUAGAGCGUCGAUGUGACGUCACGCCAAGUGCGCAGUUAACUUGACCGGGUUGUACAUGCCAUUGUUUUAGUUGAUAUUGUGCUAUUGUCUGCACAAAUUAUGUAACUAAUUGUAUAAUAACUAUCGCCUGUCCAAAUUCUUAUUAUUAUUGACCUGAAUUUGUAAAGCAUAAUCUAAUUUCUUUUAUCUGAACAUUCUGAAGCGUGUUUAUUAGCAAUUCCUGUAAGACUUUUACAUCUUAUGUAAGAAAAUUGAGUUUUGUAUUGUUAAAACUUAAGUUACUGAUCUCUUUUUCAGUUGUGUGUAUGAAAUCUUGUAAGGAAGCCAGUUGUAACUGUAAAUAGGGCAAAAAUUAAAGCUUCCUUCACUUCCUAUUAUGAGCAAUAUUUAUUAGUGUAGCUUUUUUACCAUCUCACAAUAAAUGAUAAUAUUUGUUCUCAAA